AUGGCUUCUUCCGAGAAAAAGGAAAAUUUGGUGUGGGACUCAGAAGAGUUCGCCAAAGUGUAUGGAUCAGCAGAGAAACUGACAGGGACAUUCGCGCAAAUGCUUGUCGAGGAAGCCAAAUUAAACCAAGUCUCCGACGCUGAGGAACUGGUCAUCCUCGACGAAGCCUGUGGGACCGGAAUCGUCUCGGUCAAACUGAUGGAGACGCUCAGCGACAAGGCGAAAGAGAAUCUCGACUUGACCUGCGCAGACUUCGCCGAUCCAAUGGUCGACUACGUCGGCAAACGCAUCCAAUCUGCGGGCUGGAAGAACGCCAAAGCCAUCCAGUCGGAUGGAUGCGACACCAAACUGCCCAGUUCACAGUACACGCACAUCUUCUUGAACUUUGGACCCAUGGUGUUCCCCGACCACAAAGCCGGCCUCAGCGAGAUCUCACGCAUGCUGCGGCCAGGCGGCAUCAUCGCCAUGUCCUCAUGGGAGAAAAUCGGCUGGUCCCCCGACGUACGCGCCGCAUUUGCCACUGACCCCGAGCUUCCGCCAAUGCCAUCUGACGAGGAGGUCGCCGCCCUCCUAUCCCCGGGCGGCAAAUGGAACGAGCCCGCCUGGGCCCGCGAUACCGUGACGCAAGCGGGUUUCGAAGACGUGCGCGUCCAAUCUGUGCCGCAUACCAGCCUCCUCGACGGCGUCACUGAGCUCAUGACCUUGGUCACCGGGGUUGUCGCCAUGCUGAUGUCCCGUAUCUGGUCUAAGGAGCAGCAGGAGAAAUACAACGAGCGCGCAAAAGUCGCGGUGGAGAAGUAUAUGGAGCAGAAAUAUAGGAAUUCGGAGAUCAAGUGGGAUUGGAUCGCAAUUUUGAUCACCGCGAAGAAACCCGCAUGA
Molecule: messenger RNA, 879 nt
Organism: Rhinocladiella mackenziei CBS 650.93
Lineage: Eukaryota; Fungi; Ascomycota; Eurotiomycetes; Chaetothyriales; Herpotrichiellaceae
Exons: 1
Coding region: 1-879 (292 amino acids)
Molecular function (GO): methyltransferase activity
Source: RefSeq, a predicted model, not a curated record